Brassica oleracea var. oleracea is the source of this 523-nucleotide messenger RNA. RefSeq names its product putative lipid-binding protein AIR1. The record is from RefSeq and is a predicted model, not a curated record. Lineage: Eukaryota; Viridiplantae; Streptophyta; Magnoliopsida; Brassicales; Brassicaceae. The coding region runs from base 17 to 352 and encodes 111 amino acids. The transcript has a single exon.
UCUGGUACACAAACAAAUGGCUCCAAGAACCUCUCUUGCACUCUUCCUUUUCCUUAACCUCCUCUUCUUCACUUACACUUCUGCUCAAGGCACUUGUCCUAGAAAUGCCCUUCAGAUCGGUGCUUGCACUAAUGUGCUCAAUGCAAUUGACUUAACAUUAGGAAACCCACCGCCACCAGUACCGCCGUGCUGCUCGCUCAUUGCAGGCUUGGCUGACCUUGAGGCUGCAGUCUGUCUCUGUACCGCGCUCGACGUUAACGUUCUUGGCAUCAACGUUCACCUUCCCAUCGAUAUCAGUGUACUUUUCAAUGCUUGUAGCAGAUUUGCUCCACCAAGUUUCCAAUGCCCGUAAGUUGAAUACGUAUGAGAUAUCUGAAGACAUACCGAAAAAAUAAAGGUUGAACGUGUUGCCUGUCGUCUUUUGCUUUUUAACUGGUGAUUUCUUUUGUAUUUGUAACUUCCUUCGAUUGAAUAAAAUGAUGAGUGUAACGUUCUCAUGCAAUAAUGGGUUUGUGUGUGUAAU